CCUUGCGAGGAAAUGAGCAAAGAGGAAGGAGCCCCGUGGUGCCUGGCCGGCCUGGCAGAGAGAGAGCGAGCGAGCGGGAGGGCGGAGGAGCCGAAGCCGAAGCCGGGGAGGAUGCCCCUCCUGCACUUGCACUCCAUGCUGGAGCUGCUGCCCUUCCUGCUCCUCCUCCUGCUCUGCUCGGCCGUCGGCUUCCUCCUGAUCUUCCUCCAGAGACCUCCGCCGGAGACCAAGCAGAACUAGGGGCGGCGGCUGGAAGAUGCCGGGUCUCCCGAGCCCCAAGCAGUUACUACUAACGCAGUUGCUUCCGUGACCACUGAAAGAGGGAAAGAGAUGGGAGACACAGGCAAAGAAGACUAUAAGAUACACUCAUUUGAUACAGAGAUUCAGCACUUGCUGAAGACAGCUCUCAAAGACCCCAACAGUGUGGAUUUGGAGAAGGUGGCCAAUGUCAUUGUGGACCAGUCCCUCAAAGACUGCGUGUUCAGUAAAGAAGCAGGACGUAUCUGCUACACCAUCAUUCAGGCAGAAAGCAAGCAGGUGGGCCAGAGUGUCUUCCGGCGGGGCCUCCUCAACCGCCUUCAGCAAGAGUAUAAGGACCGUGAUGAGUUACGAGCUCGUUCCCUCCAGGCCUGGAUUGGCUACGUCACCUUCAUCUGUAGCAUCUUUGAUUAUCUGAGAGUCAACAACAUGCCCAUGAUGGCAUUGGUGAAUCCAGUUUAUGAUUGCCUGUUUCAGCUGGCACAACCUGAUAGCAUGCAAAAAGAGGAAGAGGUGGAUUGCCUGGUACUACAGCUACACCGCAUUGGCGAACAGCUGGAGAAGAUGAACUCUCAGCGGAUGGAUGAACUCUUUUCUCUCCUGCGCGAUGGCUUCCUUCUGCAGGAGGGCCUCAGCUCCCUCUCCCAGUUGCUGCUGUUGGAGAUCAUCGAGUUCCGGGCUGCUGACUGGAAAAUGACAGAUGCAGCCCAGAAGUACUAUUACAGUGAGGUCACUGAUUGAACCAUUAACCAUCAGCUCACAGGGAGAGUUUGCAUUUCCACUCUGACCUAUUUUCACCAGCAACUUCCAUUCAAAGGAAAACAAAAGCAGCAAUUAUUUUCAAUGCUUUUUUUCCUAGCACUUUUUGUAUAUAGAAUAUAUAACAGGUUCCCUCAAUAGCUCUUUUGCGCUGGGUAGCUGCCAGCUGAAACUGGGGAGGUAGGUAGGAGGUAGGCAGUUGCAUUUAGUGGGGAGAAAGUAUCUUUUCGAAACUGUUGCUCCUAAUGUGUUGCACUAAAUAGGGACCUGUUGUAAUCAUCACUGCAAGAUAGACUGACAUUGUAAACAGGGUUGUACUUUUCUUAUUUGCCUACGUUGCAUAUGUUAAUUUUGAAGUAUGCAAUCUAGAAAUGAAUUUGGCAGCGAUUUAAAGUCUAUCUGAUAAUAACCUUAUUUACUCUGAAGGCAGACAGUAAGCUGUGUCUUAAGCCCAAACUACCGUCAUCUAAUGCAAUUUGAAAUUGCUUUAUAUGGCAAUGUAGAUGGAGCCCUACUCUCCAGCUAUUUGGCAGCUUGUUGUUUUUCAUGCUCUUCAGCUUUUGUAACUGAUUUUAAUUUUAAAAAGGAAAGUGAUCCUGUAAUCAAAGCACAAGCCUAGAAUUUUAGUAUGUGUCCUUGUAGCCCACUCUAAAUGCUCUAAAAAUCACUUGCUAGGGGGUACAUGAGCAGGAGGGCAGCAUUUUAUUCACUUUUCCCAUAUGCGUUUCCUAUACUGUGAUUAACCACUGGGGGAACUGAAUUGUCAACUAGAUAGGACUCUUAUGUCCUCCAGUGGAGAUCUGCUUAUUAGGAGUCUCAUAUAUGCCACUGCUACUAGCAGUCAUUGGGAAGCAUACAUGAUGUUCUGAAAUCAAUGGCCUAAGUUGAAUUGCUAGUCUUAAUAAAAUUGCCAGCUAAAUCAGUGUAAUACAAUGAAGUCAACGUUUAAUUGCUCUGCUUUACAUAAGAUUCAUAAUUGGGCUGAAGCAAAACAAAUGCUUCAUUUAGAGUGCCUGUACUACAUAGCUAUUAAUGGCAAAGAUCUUUCCCACAUUUCCUGCUUCUGCCCAAAAAGCAGUCAGGUUUUUAAAAACUGUUUGCUUCUUUCUAAUAUGAAGGGGAAAGUGUCUUCCUAUCACAUUCUCAUGAGAUUAAAAUUCUGCAGUAUUGUUUCCACAAACAAAUGGCAUCAUUGGAAUGGCAAUCUUACAUCCUUUUUUGUCACGGAAAUAUAUGCUGUCUAAAAACUGGCAUUCUAAGUAUACAGGGAGCAUAAAGUUCAGCAAUAUAUUGUUCAGAUUUGGCAGGACUGUACUAUUUAGACUGCAAGUCUAAACACUUCCUUUUUGCAAUUAAAACAGGUUUUUGAAUGCAGAAAAUGAUUUUAGUAGAACGAAGUUAGCCUAGAGCCUUUCGCUAUACAAUAGGGUCACAAGCCAGGGGACUUUCAUAUAGGACAUUGAGUUGUGACAGUUAUUGGCGAUCUGUGUGGGAUAAUCCAAGGAAGGUGGAAAAAGUUGACAUUCACUCAUAUGCAAGUACGUUCCAUCAAAAUCAAGCAGCCCUUAUUUCCAGAUGAACGCAUUUGGGGCAGUGACUGUCUCUCUCUCUGUUCCCAGCGUUUUAAUUUUUAUAUUAAAGAAUUAUAGCAGUUGGGGGAACCGUUUGGCCCUUCAAAUAUGCUGUUCUACAAUUCCCAGUCUUAUAAUGCUGGUAAUGAAAAUGGUAAGAACUUAACUCUCAAAAUAUUUAGCGGGCCAAAGAUCUCGUACAACAGCCUCCUGGCAUCAAGGGACGGACAUCACUAUUGUACGGCAUAGUCAUUAAGGGCAUGUCACACUACAGAAGCCGUUCAAUUUUUAGCUACAUGGAUGCCACUUAAUGCUCCCAUAACAGAUUCUGCAGCACUUCCAUUUCUAAUAUAGGAUGCCACUAUGAGAGGAUUAAUCCUGCUAUAGUUGCAGGAGGGUGCUAUGCAAAUGCUUUCAACAUACAGCCCCAAUAUAUGCUUUUUCUUUUUAACCCACUCCCAGCCAGCUCAGGUAUAGCUAACAGCUAAGGCAGUGCCUUCUUCCUCUAAGAUGGGCAGGAUUUGCUGCCCCUCCAUGAUGUUCGAGGGAACAACUCCCAUUCACCACAGAACAUGGUAGAAACAUCAAGAGGGUCCCACUAGAGGUUACAUAAUGCCAAUGGACUUCCAGAGCCUCACUCUGGCAAAAUUGUUCCACUGAGAAGAUACAAAAGCAAAUUGAUUUUGUAGCUUUUAUACAACUGCUUUGAAAUACAGUAUUGUACAUUUCUACUAAGAAGGUUGGUUCUCUUUGGAACUUUUUUUAAAAAUAAACAUUUUACACUGCUGUC
Anolis carolinensis (green anole) is the source of this 3378-nucleotide messenger RNA. RefSeq names its product MIF4G domain containing (gene mif4gd). Gene Ontology annotation, molecular function: RNA binding; translation activator activity; protein binding. Gene Ontology annotation, biological process: regulation of translational initiation. NCBI's taxonomy places the organism in Eukaryota, Metazoa, Chordata, Lepidosauria, Squamata, Anolidae. The record is from RefSeq and is a predicted model, not a curated record. The transcript is spliced from 6 exons. Bases 331 to 999 code for a protein of 222 amino acids. Gene Ontology annotation, cellular component: cytosol.